UGUGUGUAUACCCUCAGUCAGAGUGUGUGUGUGUGAGAGAGAGAGAUGGCGCUGAACAGAAACCAUUCUCCUCAGGGAGGAGUGAUCAUCAACAACAGUGAGAGCGUGCUGAGAGACUGUAAAAAUGUGGAGCUCUCCUUCAGUGAUGUCACACAGAGGAGUGACCUGUUCAAGGGGACCAAGAAAGGCAGUGUGUACCUCACACCUUACAGGAUGGUGUUUGUGAGCAGUAAUAUGAAGGAGAAGUUCUGCUCCUUCAUGUUUCCAUAUUACCUGAUGAAGAACUGCAGCAUUGAGCAGCCUGUUUUCUCAGCCAACUUCAUCCAGGGCAUCAUCAAAGCUGAACCUGAUGGUGGUUGGGAGGGUCAGGCUAACUUUAAGUUGUCCUUCCCCAGUGGGGGCGCCAUUGAGCUCGGACAGCACCUCUUUAAACUGGCCUCCAAUGCAUCCCGUGCCCCCCCACAGAGCAGUGCAAAUGUUUUCGCCCCUGCAGGCUACAUGAACGGCUAUGCGAGUCCAGCGAUGCCUCAACCCUACUACAACCCGUACCCGUACCCACCCGCUGCUGCUCCAGGCAUGUAUGCCACAGCUCCACCCUACAUGGCUCCACCUCCUCCAUACCCUGGACCACCUCAGCAGAACUGGAACCCUCCUCCAGUUGUUCCUGGUAACACUAAAGCAGCCGAGGCAGCGGGCAGUGCUUACUACAAUCCCACCAACCCGCACAACGUCUACAUGCCGAUGGAUCAGCCUCCUCCCUAUUAUCCUCCCCAGAACCACCAGCCGGACAAGAAGAACAACUAAACCCCGCCUCCCCCUUUUCCGGUGAAGUCACAUGACCUCACCGUUAUGACAUCAGUUUUCUCUCAGAUUUGGUCGUACUGGAUAUUCGAAGCUGAACAGAUCUUAUUAUACAUACAUGUAUAUUGUAUCUCUAAUUUCCUCUGAGUGUGUGUGAUUUAAAAAGGAGUGUGUGUGAGUGUAUGCGUCAUGUUUAUAACCAGCAAAGUUUUUUCUAAUUCCGCUUUUCUGCACCUUCUCACUGUUUAUAAUUAAUCAGAAGUGUUUUAUUAGGAUUUGUUAAUAAGGAUAUAGAAACUGUCCGGACGCUUUGUCGCAGCUGUUGUGUUAGAUUCGCCGCUUAGUGACUUUAGUUUCCAUGGUGACCGCAUCAAACGCAGAUUUAUUCAAGGCCCUGUAUACUUGGGCAGCAUUUUGUGUGUGUGUUUGUGGAAAAUCUAUAGCACAGAUGCACAAUCAUUAAAACUUUAAUGUUCAUAAACUCUUAAUGCUGUGUGUAGGUUACCACAGGAUAUUAUGGGAUGGCUUUCUCUGUGCAAACACACACACAGGGUUUCCUUUGAUGUUCAUGAUUACUUUCUCUGUUUUGCAGCUGCUGGAUAAAAUUAUAUCAGUAACUAACUCUAAAUAAAUAAAUAUAUAAGAUUCUA
Clarias gariepinus (North African catfish) is the source of this 1451-nucleotide messenger RNA. RefSeq names its product WBP2 N-terminal like (gene wbp2nl). The record is from RefSeq and is a predicted model, not a curated record. Lineage: Eukaryota; Metazoa; Chordata; Actinopteri; Siluriformes; Clariidae. Bases 46 to 804 code for a protein of 252 amino acids. Gene Ontology annotation, biological process: positive regulation of DNA-templated transcription. The transcript is spliced from 8 exons. Gene Ontology annotation, molecular function: transcription coactivator activity; chromatin DNA binding. Gene Ontology annotation, cellular component: nucleus.